Prionailurus viverrinus (fishing cat) is the source of this 7452-nucleotide messenger RNA. RefSeq names its product sodium channel protein type 3 subunit alpha. Lineage: Eukaryota; Metazoa; Chordata; Mammalia; Carnivora; Felidae. Gene Ontology annotation, molecular function: voltage-gated sodium channel activity; protein binding. The record is from RefSeq and is a predicted model, not a curated record. Bases 1 to 6060 code for a protein of 2019 amino acids. The transcript is spliced from 26 exons. Gene Ontology annotation, biological process: neuronal action potential; sodium ion transmembrane transport; membrane depolarization during action potential. Gene Ontology annotation, cellular component: voltage-gated sodium channel complex; axon; plasma membrane.
AUGGCACAGGCACUGCUGGUACCCCCGGGGCCUGAAAGCUUCCGCCUUUUUACUAGAGAAUCUCUUGCUGCUAUCGAAAAACGUGCUGCAGAAGAGAAAGCCCAAAAGCCCAAGAGAGAACAAGACAAUGAUGACGAGAACAAACCAAAGCCAAACAGUGACUUGGAAGCUGGAAAGAACCUUCCGUUUAUUUAUGGAGACAUCCCUCCAGAGAUGGUGUCAGAGCCUCUGGAGGACCUGGACCCGUACUAUAUCAGUAAGAAGACUUUUAUAGUAUUGAAUAAAGGGAAGGCAAUUUUCCGAUUCAGUGCCACCUCUGCCUUGUAUAUUUUAACUCCGCUAAACCCUGUUAGGAAAAUUGCUAUUAAGAUUUUGGUACAUUCUUUAUUCAGCAUGCUUAUCAUGUGCACUAUUUUGACCAACUGUGUAUUUAUGACCUUGAGUAACCCUCCAGACUGGACGAAGAAUGUAGAGUACACAUUCACUGGAAUCUACACUUUUGAGUCGCUUAUAAAAAUCUUGGCAAGAGGGUUUUGCUUAGAAGAUUUUACAUUCCUUCGUGAUCCAUGGAACUGGCUGGAUUUCAGUGUCAUCGUGAUGGCAUACGUGACAGAGUUCGUGGACCUGGGCAAUGUCUCAGCACUGAGAACAUUCAGAGUUCUUCGGGCCCUGAAAACAAUUUCAGUCAUUCCAGGUUUAAAGACCAUUGUGGGGGCCCUAAUCCAGUCCGUGAAGAAGCUUUCUGACGUCAUGAUCUUGACUGUGUUCUGUCUGAGCGUGUUUGCUCUAAUUGGUCUGCAGCUGUUCAUGGGCAACCUGCGGAAUAAAUGCUUGCAAUGGCCCCCAAGCGAUUCUGCUUUUGAAACCAACACCACAUCCUACUUUAAUGGCACAAUGGAUUCAAAUGGAAUAUUUGUUAAUGUAACAAUGAGUACAUUUAACUGGAAGGAUUAUAUUGAAGAUGACAGUCACUUUUAUGUUUUGGAUGGACAAAAGGACCCUUUACUCUGUGGAAAUGGCUCAGAUGCAGGCCAGUGUCCAGAAGGAUACAUCUGUGUGAAGGCUGGUCGAAACCCCAACUAUGGAUACACAAGCUUUGAUACCUUUAGUUGGGCUUUCUUGUCUCUAUUUCGACUCAUGACUCAAGACUACUGGGAGAAUCUUUACCAGUUGACGUUACGCGCUGCUGGAAAAACCUACAUGAUAUUUUUUGUCCUGGUGAUUUUCUUGGGAUCUUUUUAUUUGGUGAAUUUGAUACUGGCUGUGGUGGCCAUGGCCUAUGAGGAACAGAAUCAGGCCACCUUGGAAGAGGCAGAACAGAAAGAGGCUGAAUUUCAGCAAAUGCUUGAACAGCUUAAAAAACAACAGGAAGAAGCUCAGGCAGUUGCAGCCGCAUCAGCUGCUUCAAGAGAUUUCAGUGGAAUAGGUGGGUUAGGAGAGCUCCUGGAAAGUUCUUCAGAAGCAUCGAAGUUAAGUUCCAAAAGCGCUAAGGAGUGGAGGAACCGACGGAAGAAAAGAAGACAGAGGGAACAUCUUGAAGGAAACAACAAAGGAGAGGGAGACAGGUUUCCCAAAUCAGAAUCUGAGGACAGUGUCAAAAGAAGAAGCUUUCUUUUCUCCAUGGAUGGAAAUCGACUGACUAGUGACAAGAAAUUCUACUCCCCUCAUCAGUCUCUGUUAAGUAUCCGUGGCUCCCUGUUUUCCCCACGACGCAAUAGCAAAACAAGCAUUUUCAGCUUCAGAGGCCGGGCAAAGGAUGUCGGUUCUGAAAAUGACUUUGCUGAUGAUGAGCACAGUACAUUUGAAGACAGCGAGAGCAGGAGAGACUCACUGUUUGUGCCGCACAGACAUGGAGAGCGACGCAACAGUAACGUUAGUCAGGCCAGUAUGUCAUCCAGGAUGGUGCCAGGGCUUCCAGCAAAUGGGAAGAUGCACAGCACUGUGGAUUGCAAUGGUGUGGUUUCCUUGGUGGGUGGACCGUCAGCUCUAACCUCACCUACUGGACAACUUCUGCCAGAGGUGAUAAUAGAUAAGUUAGCUACUACUGACAUUACACACCAAUUUGAAAUAAUCAAAGGCACCACCACUGAAACAGAAGUCAGAAAGAGAAGGCUAAGUUCUUACCAGAUUUCAAUGGAGAUGCUAGAGGAUUCCUCUGGAAGGCAAAGAGCCAUGAGCAUAGCCAGCAUCCUGACCAAUACAAUGGAGGAACUUGAAGAAUCUAGACAGAAAUGUCCUCCAUGCUGGUACAGAUUUGCCAAUGUGUUUUUGAUCUGGGACUGCUGUGAUGCAUGGUUAAAAGUAAAGCAUCUUGUGAAUUUAAUUGUCAUGGAUCCAUUUGUUGAUCUUGCCAUCACUAUUUGCAUUGUCUUAAAUACCCUCUUUAUGGCUAUGGAGCACUACCCAAUGACCGGUCAAUUCAGUAGUGUAUUAACUGUAGGAAACUUGGUCUUCACUGGGAUCUUCACAGCAGAAAUGGUUCUCAAGAUUAUUGCCAUGGAUCCAUAUUAUUAUUUCCAAGAGGGCUGGAAUAUCUUUGAUGGAAUUAUUGUCAGCCUUAGUUUGAUGGAGCUUGGCCUGGCCAAUGUGGAGGGAUUGUCUGUACUGAGAUCAUUCAGAUUGCUUCGAGUUUUCAAGUUGGCAAAAUCCUGGCCCACCCUGAAUAUGCUGAUAAAGAUCAUUGGCAAUUCUGUGGGGGCUCUAGGUAAUCUCACCUUGGUGUUGGCCAUUAUUGUCUUCAUUUUUGCUGUGGUUGGCAUGCAGCUGUUUGGUAAAAGCUACAAAGAAUGUGUCUGCAAGAUCUCCAGUGACUGUCAACUUCCACGCUGGCACAUGAAUGACUUCUUUCACUCCUUUCUGAUUGUGUUCCGCGUGCUAUGUGGAGAGUGGAUAGAAACCAUGUGGGACUGUAUGGAGGUCGCUGGCCAAACCAUGUGCCUUAUUGUUUUCAUGUUGGUCAUGGUCAUUGGAAACCUUGUGGUUCUGAACCUCUUUCUGGCCUUAUUGUUGAGUUCAUUUAGCUCAGACAAUCUUGCUGCUACUGAUGAUGAUAAUGAAAUGAACAAUCUCCAGAUUGCAGUAGGAAGGAUGCAAAAGGGAAUUGAUUAUGUGAAAAGUAAGAUACGGGAGUGUUUCAGAAAAACCUUUUUUAGAAAGCCAAAAGUUAUAGAGGUCCAUGAAGGCAACAAAAUAGACAGCUGCAUCUCCAAUAAUACUGGAAUAGAAAUCAGCAAAGAACUUAAUUAUCUUAAAGAUGGGAAUGGAACCACCAGUGGUGUAGGUACCGGAAGCAGUGUUGAAAAAUAUGUAAUCGAUGAAAAUGAUUAUAUGUCAUUCAUAAACAACCCCAGCCUCACUGUAACAGUGCCAAUUGCUGUUGGAGAGUCUGACUUCGAAAACUUAAAUACCGAAGAGUUUAGCAGUGAGUCAGAACUAGAAGAAAGCAAAGAGAAAUUAAAUGCAACCAGCUCAUCUGAAGGAAGCACAGUGGAUGUUGCUCCCCCACGGGAAGGUGAACAAGCUGAAAUGGAGCCUGAGGAAGACCUUAAGCCAGAAGCUUGUUUUACUGAAGGAUGUAUUAAAAAAUUUCCAUUCUGUCAAGUAAGUAUAGAAGAGGGCAAAGGAAAGGUCUGGUGGAAUCUUCGGAAAACCUGCUAUAGCAUUGUUGAACACAACUGGUUUGAGACUUUCAUUGUCUUCAUGAUUCUUCUCAGCAGUGGUGCUUUGGCUUUUGAAGAUAUAUACAUCGAACAGCGAAAGACUAUCAAAACCAUGCUAGAAUACGCUGACAAGGUCUUCACUUAUAUAUUCAUUCUGGAAAUGCUCCUCAAAUGGGUAGCUUAUGGAUUUCAAACAUAUUUCACCAAUGCCUGGUGCUGGCUAGAUUUCUUGAUUGUCGACGUUUCUUUGGUUAGCUUGGUAGCCAACGCUCUCGGCUACUCAGAACUUGGUGCCAUUAAAUCCCUACGGACACUAAGAGCUUUAAGACCUCUAAGAGCAUUAUCCCGGUUUGAAGGCAUGAGGGUUGUUGUGAAUGCUCUUGUUGGAGCAAUUCCCUCUAUCAUGAAUGUGCUCUUGGUUUGUCUCAUCUUCUGGCUGAUCUUUAGCAUUAUGGGUGUGAAUUUGUUUGCUGGCAAGUUCUACCACUGUGUUAACACGACAACGGGUAACAUGUUUGAAGUUAGUGAAGUCAACAAUCUGAGCGACUGUCAGGCUCUUGGCAAGCAAGCUCGAUGGAAAAACGUCAAAGUAAACUUCGAUAACGUUGGCGCUGGCUAUCUUGCGUUGCUUCAAGUGGCCACAUUUAAAGGCUGGAUGGAUAUUAUGUACGCAGCCGUUGACUCAAGAGAUGUAAAACUUCAGCCUGUAUAUGAAGAAAAUCUAUAUAUGUAUUUAUACUUCGUCAUCUUUAUCAUCUUUGGGUCAUUCUUCACUCUGAAUCUAUUCAUUGGUGUAAUCAUAGAUAACUUCAACCAACAGAAAAAGAAGUUUGGAGGUCAAGAUAUCUUUAUGACAGAGGAACAGAAAAAGUAUUACAACGCAAUGAAGAAACUUGGAUCCAAGAAACCACAGAAGCCCAUACCUCGGCCAGCAAACAAAUUCCAAGGAAUGGUCUUUGAUUUUGUAACCAGGCAAGUCUUUGAUAUCAGCAUCAUGAUCCUCAUCUGCCUCAACAUGGUCACCAUGAUGGUGGAAACUGACGACCAGAGCAAAUAUAUGACUCUAGUUUUGUCCCGGAUCAACCUUGUGUUCAUUAUCCUGUUCACUGGAGAAUUUGUGCUGAAGCUCGUCUCUCUCAGAUACUACUACUUCACCAUAGGCUGGAACAUUUUUGAUUUUGUGGUAGUGAUUCUCUCCAUUGUAGGUAUGUUUCUGGCUGAGCUGAUAGAAAAAUACUUCGUGUCCCCUACCUUGUUCCGAGUGAUCCGUCUCGCCAGGAUUGGUCGAAUCUUGCGUCUGAUCAAAGGGGCGAAGGGGAUCCGCACGCUGCUCUUUGCUCUGAUGAUGUCCCUUCCCGCCUUGUUUAACAUCGGCCUCCUGCUCUUCCUGGUCAUGUUCAUCUACGCCAUCUUUGGAAUGUCCAAUUUUGCCUAUGUUAAAAAGGAAGCUGGAAUUGAUGACAUGUUCAACUUUGAGACCUUCGGCAACAGCAUGAUCUGCCUGUUCCAAAUUACCACCUCUGCUGGCUGGGAUGGAUUGCUAGCACCUAUUCUUAAUAGUGCACCACCUGACUGUGAUCCUGACACAAUUCAUCCUGGAAGCUCUGUUAAGGGAGACUGCGGGAACCCAUCUGUGGGGAUUUUCUUUUUUGUCAGUUACAUCAUCAUAUCGUUUCUAGUUGUGGUGAACAUGUACAUCGCUGUCAUCCUGGAGAACUUCAGUGUCGCUACUGAGGAAAGUGCAGAGCCCCUGAGUGAGGAUGACUUUGAGAUGUUCUAUGAAGUUUGGGAGAAGUUCGAUCCUGAUGCCACCCAGUUUAUAGAGUUCUCCAAGCUCUCUGAUUUUGCAGCUGCCCUAGAUCCUCCUCUCCUCAUAGCAAAACCAAACAAAGUCCAGCUCAUUGCCAUGGACCUGCCCAUGGUCAGUGGCGACCGGAUCCAUUGUCUUGACAUCUUAUUUGCCUUCACAAAGCGUGUUUUGGGUGAGAGUGGAGAGAUGGAUGCCCUUCGAAUACAGAUGGAGGACCGGUUCAUGGCAUCGAACCCCUCCAAAGUCUCCUACGAACCCAUCACGACCACUCUGAAACGCAAGCAAGAGGAGGUGUCUGCUGCUAUCAUUCAGCGUAACUUCAGAUGUUAUCUUUUAAGGCAAAGGUUAAAAAAAGUAUCAAGUGAAUAUAACAAAGAGGCAAUUAAAGGAAGGAUUGACCUACCCAUAAAAGAAGACAUGAUUAUUGACAAAUUAAAUGGAAACUCCACCCCCGAAAAAACAGAUGGAAGCUCCUCUACCACAUCUCCUCCUUCCUAUGACAGCGUAACAAAGCCAGACAAAGAAAAGUUUGAGAAAGACAAACCAGAAAAAGAAAGCAAAGGGAAAGAGGUCAGGGAAACUCAAAAGUAAAAAAGAAACAAAGAAGUAUCCUUGUGAUCAAUUGUUUACAGCCUACGAUGGUAAAGUCUAAGUGUCAACUGGACUCCCAGAGGAGGUCUAUGCCAAACUGACUGUUUUAACAAAUACUCAUGGUCAGUGCCUAUAACAAGACAGUGACCUCACCAUCACUACAACUCUGUGAGUCAGGGUAUCAACAAGAUUGACAAGAGGUUGCUGUUUUCCUUACCAGCUGACACUGCUGAAGAGAAACUCAAUGGCUACCUAGACUGUAGGGAUAAUUGUGCAAAGUGAUCAUUGUAACUACACCAAACACCUUUAGUACAGUACUUGCAUCCACUCUAUUUUUAACUUCCAUAUCUGCCAUAUUUUUACAAAAUUUGUUCUGGUGGAUCUCCUUGCUCCCUAAUUCAUAGUUUAUUCAUAAUACUAUGUCACUAUUUUUGUAAAUGCAGUUUAAGUUGAGAAAAAAGUAUAUAAGAGCCCUGUGUUCCUCCUCCAUAAAUCUCUUAAACAAUGAGCAAAAGUGUUUUGAGAGAUAAAAUUCUUGCUUAAAACCAGAAAAAAAAUAUUCUAAUGUCAAUAAGUUCAGGUACUUCCAUUUUCUAGAAGACUUUAAUUUUGAAAGUGUUUUGGUCUGUUACAUUUAUUUACAUCUGAAGUUAUGUGCCUGUAAAGUCUCCUCUAAUUUUUAAAGGAUUAUUUUUAUGCAACAAUUGUUUCAGCAAGUGCAAAUUUUAUUCUAAGUUCCAGAGCUCUAUAUUUAAUUUGGUUAAAUGCGUUCCAAAAACAAAACAACAAAAAUCUAGAAAAGUGUAUCUAAAGUGUCACUUUAGAAUAGUUGUCCCACUUUCUGCUGCAGUAUUGCUUUGCCAUCUUCUACUCUCAGCAAAGCUGAUAUUUUAUGUCAAUUCAACACCCCCUGUUAUGUAAAUAGUUAUUUUAUCCUGUGGUGCAUGUUUGGGUAGAAAUAUAUAUGUAUAUGUAUAUAUAAUGUAUAUAUAUAUAUAUAUACAUAUAGAUACACAUAUCCAGAUCAACAACUUCUGUUAAGUCAAAUAUGUACCACAGUGUAUAUGUCUUUUGCAAUCUUCCAACAGGGAUGUAUCCUGUACCAUUCAUUAAACAUAAAUAGUUUGAAGACUAUCACUAAUGCAUGUUAAUAUUGCCUAUGCUGCUCUAUUCUACCCAAUUCAUUCUUCACAAGCCUUGGUUAGCAGUCACAUGUUGGUAGAGUGAAUUCAAACAGCUCUAUCUAGUAUGUCAAGCAGAAUAGCUUGCAGUUGUUUAAAAGUACCUUUACUUUUGCAUUUUUAAUUCAACUUGAGUGUCAUAUGGUGUCUCUCUAUAUUUCAAGGAAACACACUGCGUACUGCCUAUUGUCAAAACCUUGUGAACUUUUGC